This is a messenger RNA of Microthlaspi erraticum, 486 nucleotides long. The record is from the annotation of a GenBank genome assembly. NCBI's taxonomy places the organism in Eukaryota, Viridiplantae, Streptophyta, Magnoliopsida, Brassicales, Brassicaceae.
AUGUUCCGGCGGAUCAUCUAUGGAGUUCUUCAGAUGCAAGCGCCUCUUUCCCUCCUUGACGAGAUGUACUCGUUCGUCCUCUCAUUAUCACAAGGACAAGCGCUCUGGCAAGAGUACAUAAAGAGAGAAGAUGAGAAGAAGAAGAAGAUGAAGCAGAGACAAUCUUCUACAUCUCGGGACCGAUCUACAUCAGCGCCUGCACAGAGUCUACAUCAGAGGGCUUCAUCUGUGGAUCUUGGCUCUGUUCGCUUUCCUACUCCUCCGCUCAACCAGCAGCUGCGAUUCAGGCACUCCAGGACAUCGUCUACACUCUCCAGACCUUCACGGAGAGUUCAGGGCCUUCUCGCCAACCUACAAGAUGCAACUGGUUUGACGCAGAUCGUGAAUCAGUCAGGAAGUGCAUCAGGACGUAUGGACGGACAUGUAGCGGAGCUUAACGGAGCUAAAGGAUUGAUGCUGAGCUGGAUGCGAGCUUGUAGCGGUUAA